This is a messenger RNA of Danio aesculapii, 4137 nucleotides long. It is a transcript of the gene iqch, whose product is annotated as IQ motif containing H. The record is from RefSeq and is a predicted model, not a curated record. The transcript is spliced from 21 exons. Gene Ontology annotation, molecular function: protein binding. The coding region runs from base 1 to 3258 and encodes 1085 amino acids. NCBI's taxonomy places the organism in Eukaryota, Metazoa, Chordata, Actinopteri, Cypriniformes, Danionidae.
AUGGCCAGCGUGCUUAAAAAUAAAGAUGAAGUUGGGAAUAUUUUAGUACAGGUCCAAGAUGAUUUAAGGCAGCUAAAACAGAAUAUUGUUCAAUUUACCGUGCAAGAAAAUGGAGAAAUUUUGGAUAUUCAAGCUCUGGAUGCAGCCAUCAUCAGGACAGAAAAUGGAAUAAGGAGACAUGCAGAGGAUUAUCUGAAAACAAUUAAUAACCAGGUUUUGACUCUACCCUGUAUUGAAGAGCCUGAAAAGAAGACUGCUCAUCCCAAACUUGUUACAUGGCAACCACCAUACGAGACAUUACCGAAUGCACAUCCACAUAGAAGCCCGAUUCCCGGUCCAUCUCCAGGGGAAAAGCACAAAGCAGCAUUUAUCAUGCGUCUGCUACAUAACCCUUUUCACCCAAAGAACAAGGAGAUUGUCCAACAAAAUUAUGGGAUUCAGCUUCCUCACCUGCACAAGAGAACUAGUAUUGGGAUUCAAAGAGUGGUCACUGGCUCCAAUUUGGAGAAUUUUGCCAUUGCACAUGGAGGCUUGCCUAAACAUCUACAACCCAAACCACCACCUGAAUGCCAAGAUGCAACUGCAGAGCUGCAGCCCUCAGCAGCCGACCUCUCUUCAGUUCAAACCCCAGUACAGCCCAAAGCUCUCCAUGUGCUCCAGAGAGAGGACAGUGGCCAAAAUGAGUCAAAAAAGCCUUAUAAGCAAGAGACGUAUGUGAGAAGAGAUGGAAUGGCUCUUAGAAGAUCAGCAAUGGAGAGUGCAGAAUCCAGGCUCAUUCGUGCUCCUCCACCUUCAGCUGCUUCUGCUAGCUCCGACAACAGAGUACUGACGCGAGGGUUAGCCCGACUCAACCCACUUAACCCACAGAGUCUUCCAGUGCCAGCUGUUGUCAGCAAAUAUCCUUUCACCAUAGUUGAUGGUCAGAUUGACCCGGAUGCUCCAGACUUUUGUCGGUAUAAAAAGCAGUACUGUCUGUACUGGGGUGCAAUGGUAGAAGCUCUGGAGCGGCUGAAGAGGAUGCUGUUGGACUUUGCUGUGCCACUGGCGCGGGUGUGCGGGGAGAGGCUGGCAGCUUGCGUGCAGAGCGGUGAGCUCGACUGGAGAGACGGCAGGGGCCGGUGCACCCAUGUGGAGAAGCUGCUGUCGGUGUUGGAGAACAGGGAUGAGGUAUGGGACCUGAUGUGUCAGCCCGGCCAGCGCUACAAAGGCAACGGGGGGCAUCAGGCGGCGGCUGUGCGCAUCCAGACCUGCUGGAGGCGUUACUCUGCCCGUACCGCCUACCUGAUCCAGCUCCGGUCCAAAUGGGCGGCAGAAAUUAUUGCCAUGUCUCUGCUGAAACGUGCCAAAAUUUGCCAUUUGAAGAAGAGUCUGCAGGCCUCACGCCUUCGGGAACUGGAAAACUUCCACAGCAGGGCAGAGAGUCUGGCAACCAACUGGAAACACAUCACCUCCGCCAAAAGGACUAUCAUCCAUGUCCCAUCACUGGGAUAUUCCCAGCCUCGACGACUCGGUCUCAGAGGAUUUGAUGUGCUACAGAAUACCCAGAUGGGCCGACUGUGUGACAUCAGAGAUGAGAACGUGGAGGUCAUCUAUGUGUCUCCGGUGCGCCUGGGAGAGGAUGUUCUCCAGUAUUACACUCGUCUGCUGGGCCUGCAGACCGCCAUUGAACUGGGUGAUGCUUCGGCAGCUGAGUCACAUUCUGCCAAACGCUUCACCAUCCUCAUGCCAGAAGCACUGGACGACUUUUCAACCCGAAACUUGUGUCUAGCUUCACUUCUGAAAUACAGUCCACGAACUCUAAAGCGCAUCAAGAAUUUGAUCCAGGGAAAGCAGGCCUACAUGAUCAGCGGUGUCACGCACACUGAUGACCUGGCUGUGGCAGAUGAGCUACAAAUUCCCCUUCUGGGCACAGACCCUGCAGUGACCCAGCUAUACGCCACUAAAUCUGGAGGAAAAAGGAUCUUCAGUAGCGCAGGAGUCGACAUGCCUCCAGGAAAGUGGGAUAUAUACACCAUGGAAAAGCUCUAUGAAGGUCUAGCUCAGCUGAUGGCAAAGCACAUGGAAGUCCAGCGAUGGCUCUUCAAGAUAGACAGUGAAGUGGGUGGACGGGGAACUGCUUAUGUUGAUGUCUGCCAUCUGAAAAGUCACCCAUGGGCACAAAAGGAGUUCAUCCGCCAUGACCCUGAACAAUGGAUAACGUCACGGUCUCAAGAGUCUGUGAUGAUCAAGUUUUUAGAGGAAGUUCCUUAUCUUUUGGCAUCUUACGCCCGGCCGGCAAACACAUCCUGCUACAAAACAUGGGCCUGUUUCCUUGAACACUUUCUCAAAGAAGGAGGAGUGAUAGAAGCCUUUCCUCCUUCACAGAGUCUGACGUGUCUGACGGUGGAUCUUCUGCUGGAGCCGGGUGGAGAUGUGCUCAUGCUGUCCUGUGGAGAUCAGCUGCGUGGGCCCAGUGGCUUGGAGGUGUUGGGCUGCACUGUACCACAGACCUCCAUCUGCCCUGAAAUCCUGCACUCCGUCUGCACUCGUGUGGGACAGGCCUGUCAGCAGCGCUCCAUCGUGGGCCACAUCUCUUUAGAUCUGGUCACCUACCUGGAUCCCAACAACCUGGAGCAGCAGGUUUGGGCUAUUGAUCUUGACCUGGGCUACAGUAACCAGUUGGCCAUGACACAGCUGAUGCUCAUGAUGACGAGGGGGACGCUGGACUGCCGCACCAGUAAACUGGAGGUUCCUCCUUCAGUGACAGAAAUCUCUGUAAAGAAGUCUUCUGUACACCAUACUAGAAGGCAAACCAAAUCUGAAACCUCAGUGACCAGUCGAUUUGCAGUGAUGUGCACCCGGCUUCUUCACACCAAUCUGCCUUUAGUAUAUUAUAGCACAUUUUUCCUGAUGUGCAAAGCGCAGGGCAUAGGCUAUGAUGUCAAGGCAAGGCAAGGCACCGUGUUUGCCCUCCAUGACAGCAGAUACAGAAGAAGCCUUGGCAUGCUAACAAUCUCGGAGAAUCUCCAGGGAGCGUUGCUGACCUUUGCUCGCAACCUGUCAAUCAUUCAUCAGGAAAUAUCAGCUCCAAAUAUGCAGGGGGCAAGCAACUUUAAGGAGCUUAUCAAGGACAUUGAAGAGGUCUUGGGCAUGACCAUACAAAAUCAAACCGCAUCUCAAGAAGAAAGGGAGAUUACUGGAGUCGGAAGCGAUUGGUUAUCAACUCAUAAACUACAUCAACACAAAAUGAGUCAACAUACAAUAGCGUUUACACCUUGAGUUAUAAUUGCUUUCACCAAGCCUUUAAAUAUAAUGUAGACAUAAAACUCUGUUAAAGCUGAAAUGUGGUUAACGUAGUAAGAUUAAAAGGAGAAACACACUUGCACAUUGAUUUGUCUAUGGCCUUUUUUAGGCCAAAUUAUGAUGAUCUAAAAAUAUUUCCCCCUCUAUAAAGAUGAACAAUAAGAACUUUUAUAAUUACAUUUAAGUCAGAUGUGACUUUCAUGAAAUCUUAAUUAUUUAUGAGUAGAGAUGAUAUAAAUAUGCAGCCAAAGACUCAACAGAACACUCAACAAAAUGUGCAUCUUUAGUCAUAAUUAUACAUGCAUAUGAAUUCAGCAGAUGAUUUUACUAAACUAACACAAUACAACAUGCAUGUGUUUUCCAGCAGUACAUAAAAAAGGUAUCGUAGUUUAAAAAUCAACUUUAUUUUUGAGUUAAUGAACAUCAAAACACAAAACAACACAUUUCUUCAGGAAUCAAAAUUACAGGCUGCACAAUAUUGGAAACAUUUAACAUUGCGAUAUAUAUUACAAUACUGUGUAAAUACAAUUUCACCAGAUGACCUAAUAUCUCUAUUUGGAAAGAAUUUAUAAUGUUCGAUCGAUUGGGAUGAUUAUGCAGUGGGAAUGCAUCUCCAUAAAAUCUAAUAAACUAUCUUUAAAAUGUUUGGGGUUCCCUAAGACAUUUUUUUUUGUUUGUUGUCUGUGCUAUUUAUAUGUGUUGCGAGUAUUUUCCAGCACAUGUUUAGUCAGAGAUUGAUGAAUUAUUGUUUACUAUUUGCAUCUCCAUAAAAUCUAAUAAGAUUCCCCAACACAUUUUCGUUGUGGUCUGUGCUAUUUGCAGCGCAUUUCUGUAUUUGCAUGUGUUGCGAGUAUU